GGUUAUUCCGCAUUUUCUUUUUCGCGGGUAGCUGGUGAUGGAAGACUCCGGUGGGAUAGAUUUAACGUCGGAUGAGAUUACUAGAUUAAAAAAAGCUUUCAAAGACCCUGAGUUUCAGAAAUUAUUUAGAGAAUAUGCGGAAGAAAUAGCAGAUCCUGCUAACAAGAAAAAAUAUGAAGAUGAAAUAAAGAUGAUGGAAUUAGAGCAAGGGAUGGAUGUGGUGUUCGUCAAUCCUACCCCUGGACAUUGUUUAAAAACGCGUCAUUGGCCAGGUGUUCUUCAGUGUCCCGAAAGUAGAAUAAGUGAUAAAGAUGAGUCGAACCAAGAAAGUGUGAAGGUUUUCAUAAAUGUUUGCAAAUCCGACAAACUGCAAUGUCCGGAAAUGAAACCGACGGAAAACGACUCCUCUAGACAAGGAAAAGGGGGUGUAUACUGGAGUCUUCCUCAUUGCUUCACACCACCUCGUGAGGAUAUUGACAAGGCAAAACAACGUGCCAUGGUUUAUGAUGUGGCAUUCAAUCCAAAAGCGUUCGAGUUAGCUGAGUCAUCCGUUGCUUUGAGAAGAUUGUUAGAUACAACAGCGGUCGAGGGUGUUCAAAAGCAAUAUAACUUGUGUUUUGGAAAAACUUUCGCGCAAGCACGACAGUUAUUCGAUAUUCAGAAAGGUAGUGAGUCAGGAUGCUCUCGAAAUGGGUCAUCUCUUACUGAUUCUGCUCGUGAGGAUUAUUUACUUAAGGCUGUACAUGUCUUAAAGGGUGUAUCUUACAAAGGGGUUUCUAGACCGACAGUAAUCAGGCGUCGCCGCUCUGAUUAUGAAGAACGCCAAACUGAGAUAAAAAGACGAGAAACUGAAGAUUUAAAGUUGUGUCAUUCUGAAGAACAGAAGCAAGCAAUUAAAAUGCUGUCUUCUUUUCCUAAUUGUGGUAAUCUUAAUAGUUCAUCUAACGGGACCAAUAAAAGUGAUGAGACUGUUGAAUCGAAUAAUACAAGUUCACCCACUAAACCUGAUUAUUCUAUAACAUACAGUUCAGAUUUUGACCUAAGUGAUUGUACAUAUUCUAAUGAUGUGAACCCUUUACGUCCACCUGAUCGUUUAAAAAUCAAUAUCAGUUUACCUGGUAUACGUUCAUCUUCAUGUGUUGACUUGGAAGUGACAAAAACGCACAUACAUUUAAGUAGUCACAAACCAAUUGCAUAUUUACUUGAUUUAAAAUUACCUUAUGAAGUGAACGAUGCUGAUGGGACAGCAAAAUUUGAUAAAUCUACUCACACUUUAUGUGUCACAUUGCCAAUUAUUAAAAAUAUGGAGUCAGCAGCAGCUACUUAUAAGCCUGUUGUUAGUAGUAUAAAUAGUCAUGAUGAAAAAGACGCAGAAAAUGAAACAAAAACUAUUGAGUACAAUUCUACAACAAACACUUCUGAUCAUGAAUCAGUUACACCAAAUGAAACAACUGGGAAACAUUCACGUAAAAAACGUCGAAAACGACGAACUAAAUCAAAAAUUGUUACAGAAAGCUCAAUAGAUGCUUCAUCUGACGGUGGUGGUGGAUCUACAUCUUCAAAAUGUUCUAAUGUUAAUUUAUCGCCAUCUGCUGCUGUUGUUGUUGUUGACGUUGAUAAGUCUGUAAUACAGACAGAAAACAAAUCUGAACAAUUAACAAAUACACAUGAAAGUUUGUCGGAAAUUGAGCAAAACAAAGAAAACGUUAACAAGAUUACAAAGUCUCAAACAUUACCAUCUACAGUUAUCAGUUUAUCAACUUCUCCUGGCGUUGAAAUCAAAGUAAACCAGAUUUCAAGUUGUGAAAUGAUUUUAUCCAAAGAUAGACGUUUAGCACCAGUUCGUUUUCGACAAGAUCCAUUUUCUUUAACUAUUUUAUUGGAUGUCCGAGGUAUUUUGCCUAAUUCAAUUGUAAUAAAUUGGACUAACCCGAUGGAUUUCAAUGUAUCAUCCGAUAAUGCUGAUAUGCUUGAUUCAUCAUCAUCAUCAUCGCCAUCACCAUCAUCAUCAUCUCGACUCCUUUCACUACUACUACUGAUUACUUUUUCAAGUUGUGGAUCUGGUGGAUUUACUAUGGAUUGGGGCAUUGUGUUACACUGUCCAUCUUCUGUGACAUUCAAUAAUAAAUUUGAGCAUUCACUUAAUGGUGUUAUUGGUUCACUUAACUCGCAUCGAUCUGGUGAAUCUUCCGCACCACCAGCACCACCACAGAUAAUAUCUUGUCAUAUUUCUCCGACAAAUGGAGUUUUGAUUAUUCGUAAACCUUCAUGUAAUUAUGAUGAUGAUGAUUUGUCUAUGAAUAAAAAAUUCUCUAGUGAAAUGUUAUCAAAUCGAGCUGUUUGGUGGGCAUCCAUUGCAACUGGGCGUACUUUAACCGGUGGUAUGCAAGAGUGUUCAUUUAUUGGAAUGGAAGCAUUCACAUCAUAUCCUAGGCAUAAUAAUUUUCUCUCUACUAAUGUUAAUAAAACUUCCAAUAAUUGUUGUCAACAUGAUGUCUUCCCUUCUACUCAACUUAUCAAUAAUCAAUCAAUUCACAAAAACUGUACAUUAUUGAAUGAACAAAGUUUAAAGUCGAUAAAUGUCAUUUCAUUAUCAAAUGAAUGUUGUUCCAUAGAAUGGGAUCCUACUGUUGAAUCUGUCAAUGCGGAAAUCGAUUCUAGCUGUAAUAUCACAAAAACAAAUGACUCUUGUUUUGCGUCUAAUCAUCAGUCGAAUUUAAUCAAUGAACAUCCUGACAAAUUACAUGUAAUUAACGAUAAUAAUAGGAGUAAUAAUAAUAAUAAUAAUAAGUUUAUUGUCAAACGUCAUAGGUAUAAUUCAACUCCUGGUAAUCCUGGUCAAACUGGAUCAGUAUUAAAAAGUAUUUUGAAACAACGUUCAAUAUCAGAAUCAAGCGUUGAUGAAACAAUUAUUUUAGAAGGUAAUAUUUUACGUGAUGCUGGUUUAGCCGGUACUACUAGACAACAUUCUUUAAUAUCAGAUGAAUUUCCUACAGAGUAUAAUGAUGAAAAUCAUGAUAUAGAAGUAUUCAAAUCAUCUGAUUUUCAACGAAGUAUAUCUAGUGAUAAAUUAUUAUUAUUAGAAGGAACAACAAAUCAUUUACCUCUAUGUAGACAACGAUCAGUGAGUUUCUGUCAACGUGAUCAACAUGUGGAUUUCUCUCCUGGGGAUACUGUAGAAACACUGCAUCAUACAUUGCACAAUAUACGGAGAAAUCUCCGCAGACGUGAUGCUCGCCGUCGUCGUGCAACUAAUGGAUUUUUAAAACAAGCAAAUAAUUGCGAAAGCAUACCUUCUAAAAUAGAUGGUGAUAUCAGUUCUCCUGUAGUUAGCACAUGCAUGUCAUCAAGUGGUUCGUUAACUGAUGUUAACCAUUGUAGCGAGAAUCCCAAUCGUUCGGUCUUGGAACAAAAUGAUCCUGAUUCUGCCGAAUCUAAUCAUGCAAAUACACCCCACGAUUCCUCCACUCUUCGUGAACUAGAAGCCGAGGUUCCUGUACAUUCACGUUCUGAAUCUGAUCUUGGGAACCUACCUACCAAAGAUCCUGAAUCUAAUAAUUCGCAGUUAUCAAGUCCUAAAUUUAUUUCAAAAUAUGAAGAGGAAUCUCUCAACAUUUCUCCUAAGCACACUGAAACUAUUAGUGCUAAUCGUACAACAGAUCAUAACUUUUCAGCUGUCCACUUAACUGCAACAACUAUUUUAGAAUUAGAUGAAGAAUGAAAUUUUUUGUGUAAAUUUCCUAAAAUCAUCUUUUAAUUUGCAUAUGUGGGUCACUUUACAGAAUUGUGUUUCACUCAGGAAGAACCUUUCGAAAGUUAUUCCACAUGGUUUUUGUGAUCGAUUGUAUGCUGUGUAAACUUUAUCCAACCCUAAUUUUCAGAUAUCUACAGCCUUCAUAGUUCUCUACAUAUGUUUACAAUGUGAACAAAUGCUUGUCUCAGGUGGUCGGUUUGAAGUAUCUCUUUUUACCAUUUAUGUUUCCGGGACGAAAUAUAUUAGCUCGGUCUGUUACCUGACAAAGGACUACAAAUGACAUGCAUUAGGAACUCAUCUGACUCUUUUUUAUGUCAUGUAGUAGUUUAUCAUGUUGAUAUCAUUGAUGCCGGGUCAACCAACAAAUUUAUGGCAAAAAAUGAACUUGACGCUUCUCAAUUGUACCAUCGCCUGGAAUAUCA
Molecule: messenger RNA, 4176 nt
Organism: Schistosoma turkestanicum
Lineage: Eukaryota; Metazoa; Platyhelminthes; Trematoda; Strigeidida; Schistosomatidae
Source: the annotation of a GenBank genome assembly